UGCAGAGAAUAGCGGAUGAUGUCCCCACUAGGGGACCUUCUUAUCUAACAGGAGAAUUUUGUUCUCGCUGAACGAAUGUCUUUUUUUCCCCACACAGAGGUAUGAUCUGUUUCCACCAGCCCGUUUCCUGUUCCCGGAGGCCUUCCUCCUUGAAGCUGCUUGUUUACUCCGCUCCCUUCCCCCUCAACUUGGCUGAAGCUCCUACACUGGGGAAAUCUGGGCGUCUGACAGCCUGGAAGAUUUGCUUGCAUAAGAGCUCUCAGGGCAGCUGAGUUUGAGCAGAAAAAGCCUACACGAGAGGAGGACACAGGGUUCUGGUGAGUUUGGUGCAUGUGUGCAAAAUGCUCUUUUUCCAAAUUCAUUUAUUAGAGAGCUUGGCUCCGCUGGAGAGCUGUCCUUUCCCUGCAUCCUGACACAGCAGUCUCUAUUCCUGGACCUUGGAGAGCUGUUGGUAAACAUGCUCUGAGUCAAGCCGAUCAAAAAAAGCCCCCGUGGGCAGAACAGCCACAGUUUAGAGCCACCGAUCCCAGCAAUAAGGUCUUUCAUAUUAUGGAAAUGCAAUCUUUUCAUCCCAAAGGAAAGGAAGGAAGGUUAAAGAAGAAAGAGGACACGGGACUGACGCGCAGCCCCGGAUCUCCACCAUCGCCGGGGCUACCUCUUGGCGUUGAUGCAUUCUUUGGGAUGGGACUUGUCUCCGCCGUGCUGGUCGGAUGUUUCUACAUGCUUCUGCUUCAGAAGAUCACUAGAGUGACUUUAGCCGAUUUGGACCUUCAACGGGAUGGGUUUAUCAUCAAAAGCCAGAACGGAGAGACGAUCUUCAAGCUAACCUUCCAGUCAGGCCACCUGGACCUGGAAUCGUGCUCUGAGGAAGGGGAGGUUGUAGUUUGCACCAGGACCGACGAAAGGACCUUGAAUUUCGUCAUCAAGAGGGUCCAGCCUGAGCGUUCGAUUCAUUGCUAUCAUGUUGGCUGGGAAGAGUUUGUGGCGGAGGCGGUGGUGGAACACAAGAUCUUCUGGGCGGAUGCACGUUGGUACGGAGGCUAUGAGAUGAGCGCCCAGCACUGGCCACUCAAGCUACCAGGGAGUCAAGAACCCAUGCCUUUUGUGAGCAGCGAUGUGUAUUCUUUUAGGAACACCUUUGGGGGCAUCUUGGAGAGGUACUGGCUUUCUUCCAAAGCAUUAGCCAUCAAGAUUAAUGACUCCGUGCCCUUCCACCUGGGGUUCAAUGCCACCGAGAGGUCCCUCACCUUCCAAGCACGAUACAAGGACUCUCCUUAUGCACCUCCUCUUGGGCAGCAUCCUUUCCCAGAGCUGAGAUAUCAGAUCUGCCUGGCUCCAGACAUAACCUCUGUCCAUAAAUAUAUGGCCAAGAGCUUUUUCAAAAAACCUUUAAGAAUGCCUUCGGAAAAAAUGUUCAGGUUUCCAAUCUGGUCUACAUGGGCUGUGUAUAAAAAAGAGAUUGACCAACGUAAACUUCUGGAUUUCGCACAAACGAUUCGAAGGCACCAUUUCAAAUACAGCCACAUGGAGAUAGAUGACAUGUACGUGCAGAAUUACGGUGACUUUGAUUUUGACCCUGCAAAGUUUCCUCGCGUCACCGAAAUGUUUGAAAAACUUAAAGAGGAUGGGUUUGAUGUUACCCUUUGGAUACAUCCUUUCGUACACAAAGAUUCCAAAAACUUUCAGGUCGGAAUAGACAACCAGCUUUUUGUGAUGGAGCCGAUGGGAGCAUCUCCUGCCAUGGUCAAGUGGUGGAAUGGCAUUGGAGCUGUCCUGGACUUUACCAACCCGGCCACCAGGGUUUGGUUUCAGAGUCACCUCAUACAGCUCCGUUCCAAAUACGGCGUAUCAUCUUUCAAGUUUGAUGCCGGCGAAGCGUGUUACCUUCCGGAUCCCUCCAAGACCUUCCAGCCUUUAUUGGACCCCAGUUCCUGGUCGAAGCAUUAUGCAGAGAUGGCCAUUCCUUUUUAUGAGCUUGCAGAAGUCCGAGUCGGCUAUCGUUCCCAGCAUGUCCCUUGUUUCGUUCGUAUCAUCGACCGAGACUCCAUCUGGGGCCAUGAGCUUGGCCUGAAGUCCAUCAUACCUACGGUGUUGACUCUUAGUCUUUUGGGAUAUCCUUACAUAUUGCCAGAUAUGAUUGGUGGAAAUUUUCUCCCCAACAAGACAGAAGGUGCCACAGACCUGCCGGAGAAGGAGCUGUAUGUCCGCUGGCUGGAACUGGCGGCCUUCAUGCCCGCUAUGCAGUUCUCCAUCCCUCCUUGGUUUUAUGACAUGGAAGUCAUGGGAAUUGCGCAGAAGUUCCUACAGCUUCGCGAAUCCCUGGUUGCUCCCCUCUUGUUGCAACUGGCUGGGGAGUUCGCUGACAGCGGGGACCCCCUCAUACGGCCCAUCUGGUGGAUUUCUCCCAACGAUGAGGCGGCGCACACAAUAGAUUCCCAGUUUCUUAUUGGGGACACCCUGAUGGUGGCCCCCAUCUUGGAGAGGGGCAAGCGACAGCGAGACAUUUAUCUCCCCGCUGGAAAAUGGCGCACCUAUACAGGAGAGGUGUUUCAAAAGACGCCAGUCCUUCUCACGAAUUUCCCCGUUGACCUCAGUGAAGCCGCUUAUUUCUUCUUGGUUUCGUAACCUGCUUCAGGGCCAGGUAGAGGACUCCAGGACCUCCUCAUUGACCAUUGACAGGCCCAUUGGCUUAAUCUGCUUCCCUUUCAAUGAACCAUUUCCCCCACGUACAGCAAUUUUGCUAACGGCAAUAAACACUUGUCCCUGUGUAUAUCUGGCUUUUCAUUCUGCCAAGCCCAUACUUCUUAUCUUCGUCUUCCCAGAAAAGGAAGGAGAGUUAUCUCAUAAUUUCAGACCAAGUUAACCAACAGACACUCAGUAAACAUGGAGGAAGGCUAAAUGCCAAUAUCUUUCAAUGAGUGAGAAGGAUCCUGGCAGAUCAAAAGCGGAAUAUGAGCUAACAAUGC
Messenger RNA from Pogona vitticeps (central bearded dragon), 2966 nucleotides. RefSeq names its product myogenesis-regulating glycosidase. Gene Ontology annotation, biological process: skeletal muscle fiber development; carbohydrate metabolic process. Gene Ontology annotation, molecular function: hydrolase activity, hydrolyzing O-glycosyl compounds. The record is from RefSeq and is a predicted model, not a curated record. NCBI's taxonomy places the organism in Eukaryota, Metazoa, Chordata, Lepidosauria, Squamata, Agamidae.